Kogia breviceps (pygmy sperm whale) is the source of this 2934-nucleotide messenger RNA. It is a transcript of the gene SMNDC1, whose product is annotated as survival motor neuron domain containing 1. Gene Ontology annotation, biological process: regulation of alternative mRNA splicing, via spliceosome; mRNA processing. NCBI's taxonomy places the organism in Eukaryota, Metazoa, Chordata, Mammalia, Artiodactyla, Physeteridae. Gene Ontology annotation, cellular component: cytoplasm; nucleus; precatalytic spliceosome. Gene Ontology annotation, molecular function: RNA binding. The record is from RefSeq and is a predicted model, not a curated record.
CCUCCUCAAUUCCUCCUUCCAGUGCCCGGCUUUAGUCCGCUCCCGCUCGCCGCCGACUGAGGUAUUCUCUUGAGACCGAGUCGCCUAGUUGUCGCCGCGGAGCUUUUGCUUGCUGCUGCCUCUGUCGCAACCACCACUGGGCUGCUUUGCCGCGACCCCGUCCCGCCGCCACUCCCCCAGCCCCACACAAGAUGUCAGAGGAUCUAGCAAAGCAACUGGCAAGCUACAAAGCUCAACUCCAGCAAGUUGAAGCUGCGCUGUCUGGAAAUGGAGAAAACGAAGAUUUGCUAAAAUUAAAGAAAGAUUUGCAAGAAGUUAUAGAACUAACCAAAGACCUUCUGUCAACUCAACCUUCUGAAACGUUGGCAAGUUCAGACAAUUUUGCUUCUACUCAGCCCACUCAUUCAUGGAAAGUAGGAGACAAGUGUAUGGCAAUCUGGAGUGAAGAUGGACAGUGUUAUGAAGCGGAGAUUGAGGAGAUAGAUGAAGAAAACGGCACUGCUGCAAUCACUUUUGCUGGCUAUGGCAAUGCUGAAGUGACUCCACUGUUGAACCUCAAGCCUGUAGAAGAAGGAAGGAAGGCAAAGGAGGACAGUGGCAACAAACCCAUGUCAAAAAAAGAAAUGAUUGCCCAGCAGCGUGAAUAUAAAAAGAAGAAAGCUUUGAAAAAAGCACAGAGAAUAAAAGAACUUGAACAAGAAAGAGAGGACCAGAAGGUGAAAUGGCAGCAGUUCAACAACAGAGCCUAUUCUAAAAACAAAAAAGGCCAGGUAAAGAGGAGUAUUUUUGCUUCACCUGAGAGUGUAACUGGCAAAGUUGGAGUAGGAACUUGUGGAAUUGCUGAUAAACCUAUGACACAGUAUCAAGAUACCUCUAAAUACAAUGUUAGGCAUUUGAUGCCUCAAUAAUCAGAAAAACUGUUGGAUUUCAUCUCUGCAGGGCUUUACAUUUACCUUUUUAUCCUUAUAUUUUUCUAAAGGUAAAUUAUUUGUUAGAUGAGUAAGGAAGAUACCGUUGUCGUCAUUGUUUGACUUCAGUAGAAUGAAACUUGAAGAAAUUGUAUUUGAUAACUGCUUUUCAUUUAAACUUUUUUCAUCACUACUACCAUUUUCCGCAAAGUUUGUUGGAUACAGCAACUUUUCUAGAUAGAUGCUGAGUAAAUACAGCACUUAGAUGAAUUAUUGAUCUUCUUAGUACCGGGCCCCCACUUAAUGGAUGGCAUAUACGUUUUGUAAGGUUCUAACUGGGAAUUUUCAUAUGCUUUGAACUUGCCACAUAUUUUAGCAAUUGACUGGAAUAUCAAGGCAAAAUGCCAACCUGCUAAAGAGAACUUCAUUUUUUUUUUAAGCUUCAGCUUAAACCUAGCUGUUGCCCAGUUAACCUAAAAGUAGGUUAAUUUGUAAGUGGCAGAGUUUUUUUUGAGGUUUUUCUCAACUUGUUUCCUAAGCCUAUUAGGCCAUCUCUAAAAUUGAUCCAGCUCUGUAUUCUUUUCAUUGAAUUUUAGUUUUAUGUAAGAAACCUUGUUUAGGACCAGCUACCUUUUCUAAUGUUUUUUUUGUUUUUUGUCCUUUUGCUUUCCUCCUGUGUUGAUUUUCACUUAUGGUAGUAGUACCAUUUUUUGGACGUGUAAUGUUUAUAUGAGAAAACAAAAAGCUGAUGUAUAGCCCUGUAUACAAUGUAGAUACUAUUUUUGUAAAAAACCAAGGCUAAAUUAAUGAACAAGAGUACCGAAUGUUUCAUCAUUAAAAAUUUACUGUAUUUCUUGUGCAUUAAUCUGACCAUAAUUUCCCUGUAUAUUAUGUUCACGUAGCUGAGUUUGUAAUUUUUGUUAACUAGAUCAAGUUGUCAACAUUUGUUGGUAAGUGAACAUCACAAUUAUCCUGAGUUGAGUUUAAGCCAAAUGUAUGCGUAGAAAAGGGUCUUCCUAUUAAUGGAAGAUGGUGAUUUUUAAGAUGUGUAUUAAUUUCAGUUUUUGUAUGUUUAACUUUUAUUAAAUAAAGUGUUUUUAAAAUCUCCAGGGUGUGUUAACAGAAAGGUGAAGUUAGCUGCCAGCAUUGAUAUAGUGAUUAAGCAUACAUCCUUUCCACAGGAAAGAAUAUUGAGUGUGUAAUAAAUGUUUCAAUAAAUCCUUAUGUGCUCCUUAUAUUGGACAUAAGAAAUUGGAAAGGAUGCACUAGUUUUAUUUUAAGGGUUGUGCUUGCAUAGGGUUGUUUGUAAAUUUUUGGUAGAAGGGGAAAAUAAUUUUUAUUUCAUUAAGAAAAAAUAUUUUUUUAUUUCAUGAAUUUUAAUUUUUUUGGUAAAUUGAAGCUUUUUAAAAAAGUUUUUGGCCACGCAGCAUGGCAUGUGGGAUCUUAGUUCCUGAAUCAGGGAUCAAACCCAUACCCCCUGCAGUGGAAGCUCAGAGUCUUAACCACUGGACUGCCAGGGAAGUCUGGUAAAUUGAAACUUUCAGAAGGACAGUGAUGAGAAAGAGAAUUCCUCAUGUCUCCAUCUCCCUCCCAACCCAGGAGAUCACUGUUUUUUGGUUUCUUUCCCUGUAGUUUAUGGCCAAAGGGUAGAGCACAUAGGACAGAAUGAAACGUGAAGUAGUUUUUCAAUACAAGGCACAAAUUACAGUAGAAGAGGAGCUACUUAGCCUGAAAAACUUCUAAAUAUACUAAUGUUCUUGUUACCAGUAUAACAAACUUUAAAUCAGUGGUAUCCUUAAAGGAUUGCAAGGGAACCCUAGUAAUUAAAAAGCACUGGAAAGAAAUUUGGUAUAACUCUGUGGCCAUACAAAGUGGUUUUUGGUGAGAUCAUCUUGGUGUGUUUGCUGGAGUAAUAGUUCACCUGGUGUUUGUGUAGGCAAGACUUGUGUUGAGACUAGUGCCUCCUUUGACUCUAUGGGCCUUCCUUUCUGCACAUUAAUUUUCCUGGAGGGCUUUGCAGAAUGAG